ACGAAAAGCAAAACCACGUUUAUGCAUAUUCCAAUCAUUAUCAAUAUAAUGUGCAGUCAGACCCAAAUAAUGUAAAUUAUGAUAAGUAUCCUCCCAAAUGUCAGAACAAAUAGUAACCUGGUCAUCAAAGUUUGCAAAAAAAAUUUGUAACUUUGCCUUUUCCGCAUCAUAAAGCCUUAUAAUUUCUUUUUAACCGUUUUGCGACUAUAACCUAUAUAUUGAGGGUUUAAACAAGUUUGUGCAUAAUCUUUCAAAGCAAGACUUUCAGAAAACAAAUAAGGCAAAUUUUCUUCAACAAGUAAGUUAGUCAUACCAGUCAAAUUUUGUGCAUCAUUGUAUGAGAAAUUACCAAAAGGUUGUUGGUUAUUUGCAAAGCUCGAUAUUUGAGGUUGCUUCCCCGUUCCGCUGCCUAAUUUUGCAUACUCCACCUUGUGUUUGGCCUUAAGAUGCCUUGCGGCGGAUCCGUAUCCGCCGGAAAUCCUGAAGCUAUAAUUUUUCUUGCACCACUUGCAAGUUGCGUUCCGAUUCCCGGUGUUCGGGUCCUUCCACUUAUCAAAAUUAUUAAGCAUUAGUUCGGAUUUACUUUUUUGUCGCCUAUUUUUAAAUGAUUUUGAAACUAGACAAUUCCUUGAGGUGGGUGGUGGCAGAGCAUUUCCAUCCGGACUUGGAGUAAAGUGUCAUCACUUACCAAUGAUGGAAGAUCAUUUAAAAGUUAGUGUAGACACCAUUUUGGAGCAGUACUCGAGUGCUCCACUUCCUGUACCUGUUCCCGCUAUAAAUUUGUCUACGUUAGGCGAUGCUCAAGGCACUUUUGUUCAAUGGCCAACUUGCUGGGUGAAAUUUACAAGUGAGGUGAUGAGUAAUAAAUCAUCAAAGGGAAAGAAGAAGUUGGACAUCCAUAAAAAACCAACCAUACAAAGAUCUUUAGUGUCUGAAAAGGUUCUACUGUCACUUACUAGAGAUUGCAAAUGGUUGCACUCGAUGAUAGCAUCCCGAUCUAGUGAUGAUCCCAUUGCUAUUACACUGGAUGCUUCUAUGUUCCAUUAUGAAUCUGAUGAUAGUCAUGCACUUCUUACUAUCGAGGACAUCAGUCAGUUUCUAUCUGGAGCAAUGAUUAACAUUUCCAUUAUUCAAAUAUUUGUGAUAGCAAUGCAGGAUUAUCUACAGGGUCUGGAUACAUUUGCACAACUUGGAUGGAUGUGUCCCGAAUCAAUUUCUUCAACAGCAUGUGAAAGUAACCCUGAAGAUGUGAAAGUUUACAUACACCGAGCAAUCACUGAAUCCCAGAAUGCAGACAUAGAUAUUCUUGUUGCUCCUUAUUAUGAAAAUCAUCACUGGGUAUUGCUUGUGAUUUGGAUCUCACGUGGCAUGAUAUUUGUUGUUUUUCGAAAUACUUGUGCCCAUGGAAGUGAAAAAGUGAACAAGAUCAUUUGGAAACAGAUGAAGUGCGCAAAACAAACAGGCGGCUUAGAGUGUGGAUAUUAUAUGAUGAGAUUCAUGUAUGAUCUGAGUAGAAGUAUCAAUGAAGGUCAAGAUCUGGAGCAGGUGUACACGAGCACCUUACGAGAUGAGGCGUUUUCAAUGGCAGAAAUUCAUGAAAUUCGUGAUAGAUGGGCGAUGUAUGUUUGUGACAAUUUGUUGUAAACUCUAUAUUAGAUUGAAAAUGUAUUAACUAUAUAACUUUUGGCGAAAUAUGUUUGCGACAAUUUGUUGUAAACUCUAUAUUAGAUUGAAAAUGUAUUAACUAUAUAACUUUUAGG
Messenger RNA from Cuscuta epithymum, 1760 nucleotides. The record is from the annotation of a GenBank genome assembly. Lineage: Eukaryota; Viridiplantae; Streptophyta; Magnoliopsida; Solanales; Convolvulaceae.